AUGUAUGGCUCCUUUGCCAUUUUGAAGCUUGUGUCUCCAAACCAAAACGUGAUGUGGAAAAAGAGUUUUCUCAUGUUCCUUUUCUCUCUCUCAGUUCAAAGAGCUGCCCUGGAUUGUGAAUGGAGGAACAAAUUCCUUUCUCCAAGUUUGAACUCAAAAACAAAUGCAGUCACGAGGGGUCAAAAUGUGUCUUUAAUUUGUUCCAGCCAGAACCCAUCACUACAGAUCACCUAUCUUUUGUUUCGGCAUGAGAAGCACCUGAGAACCCAGGAAGGCAAAGGCGAACCCAUGAUUUUUAACCUAAGCGUCUCAGAAGCCCAUGAUUUGGGUCCCUACAAAUGCAAAGUCCAAGUUUCUAACUGUUCAGUUAUCAAAUACAGUCAUGAGUUCAACUUCACCUUUGUUGACCCAGUGAUUACACCAGUGCUGAACGUUAACGUCAUUAAAAUAGAAACAGACCGACAGAUAAUACUGCAUUGCAUCUCAUUCAAUGGCUCUCUGCCCAUCAAUUAUACUUUCUUUGAAAAAGAUACUGCCAUAUCACCAGCCAUUUCCAAGUACGUAAGGGAGCCCGCUGAAUUCAACUUAACCAAGAAAAGCACUGGCGGAAGCCAAGAGUAUAGGUGCAAAGCUGAAAACAAAUUGCCUGACCAUGCAAAAUACAGUCAACCAGUCUUCAUCAAUCCCUCGACAGGUGGAGGCAGCUGUCCUUUCUGUCUGCAGCUACUGCUUCUGGGAUUAUUGCUGGUGCUAAUGGUAAUAAUCCCAAUUCUGACAUUUUGGAUACUACCAAAGUACAGAGCAGGAAAAGCUAUGAGAGAUCAGGCACCCAGAGACCAUGGAAAUACACCCAUGGAAAUUGGAAUAUAUGCAAAUGUCUGUGAAACUCAAGCAGACUCUGUGCCAGGCUUGGAACCAAGGCAGUGUGUUCGCACAGCCCAAGAUGGAACUGGACACUCCCAGGAGAUACAUUAUGCUACCCCCAUGUUCCAGGAGGUGGCACCUGGAGGUCGUGAAGCCUGUAAUGAUUGUAAAACUGGAUCUAUCUAUUCUGAGCUCAUCAGAAGAUGACAUUUAAAGCUACAAGCUACAUCUCAGAGUAAGAUGCUUUUUAUGAAGCUGAUUUACAUGAAGAAAAAGCAAAUUUGGGGCGCCUGGGUGGCGCAGUCGGUUAAGCGUCCGACUUCAGCCAGGUCACGAUC
This is a messenger RNA of Puma concolor (puma), 1202 nucleotides long. RefSeq names its product mast cell immunoglobulin like receptor 1 (gene MILR1). Lineage: Eukaryota; Metazoa; Chordata; Mammalia; Carnivora; Felidae. The record is from RefSeq and is a predicted model, not a curated record.